This is a messenger RNA of Neoarius graeffei (lesser salmon catfish), 917 nucleotides long. It is a transcript of the gene cmtm3, whose product is annotated as CKLF-like MARVEL transmembrane domain containing 3. The transcript has 5 exons. NCBI's taxonomy places the organism in Eukaryota, Metazoa, Chordata, Actinopteri, Siluriformes, Ariidae. Gene Ontology annotation, cellular component: membrane. The coding region runs from base 119 to 631 and encodes 170 amino acids. The record is from RefSeq and is a predicted model, not a curated record.
UCUCUCUCUCUCUCUCUCUCUCUCUCUCUGCUCAUUUCCGUUUCCGUGCAGCGUCCCUCUGCACUGCUGGAGAAAGUUCGCAGCGGUUGUUGAGGUAUUUGAGGUUGAGGUGGUGAGAAUGGGGGACAUGGAGUCUCCGGCCGGGACCGAGUCCCGCGCAGCUGCAGUGUUUUCUCUCCUCAUGACUAAAGAACUGAUCGGAUGCAGAAAAGGACAACUUUUACUGGCAGAAGUGAUUUCAUCCUUCAUCAGUUUUGUGUGUUUUUGUGCUUCGACAGCAGCAGCGUUCGUCACGGCGCCGCUCCUCGCCUUCAUCUCCGCUCUGCUCAUCCUCUUCGCUCACGCCGUCAAAUUUCAUCAAAGAUUUACAGGCUUCCACUGGCCCCUGAUGGAUUUUUUGCGCUGCAUCACCGCCUCCAUCGUUUUCUUCAUCAUCUCCAUCAUGGCCGUGUCGAAAUAUCCAGACGGAUCAUCUAAAGCUGCAGGAGUGUUCGGGUUUAUCGCCACCAUCGUGUUUGCGUUGGAUUUUUACUUCAUCUUUAAUGAGCUCGCUGACUUCCUGAAGGGUGGUGGCUCUCACGAGGAACCUCAGAACAAACACGACGCUGACUCCGACUCGGACUCGGACUGAAGCGGGGACUGGGCUGUGAGGGACCCGGGAGAGGAGCCGCUCCUGUGCCUGAGGGGAAUAAAGCAAACUGUGCAGGUUUACAUUCAGGCUCAGGAUUGCUAAUGGGACACACACACACACACACACUGAGUACAUGUACACUUUUCUUCACUACUUCCUCUUGAGCACAAUUUACCCAGAAUGCAUUGCUGCACUCCUGUAACUCGACCUGAUCAUGUCUCUGUAGUAAAAAUACUGAAAUGUAUGAAUAUGUAUGAAUAUGCAAAUUAGGAAACUCUCUGACACA